CGCCGAGGAGUAUAAGAUGGCGGGGCUCUUCCAGGGGAAGUAUCACUCCAGUUCCACUCCAAACAGCGGGCGGAACUCACCCACUCUCCUCAUCACCAUGAAGUCCGUCAACGUGUGUGUGGCUCUCGCCGUCUUCGCCCUGGUGCUCGGCAUGGCCGCGGCUUCCUGCGGCUGCGCCAGCUCCGGCAAGGACGUGUGCGGCGGUGGCUGCAGCAGGACGGUGGUGCGCCCGUCUUACAUCCCCGCCCCCAAGCCCCAGCCCGUGGUGCGCAAGUACGUGACCGUGGUGAAGCAGCACGCCCCCGAGCCCGAGCCCUGCUACCAGCCCGAGGCCCCCAAGGCCCAGCCCGUGUACUACGUCGAGCAGCCCGCCCCCGCACCCCAGCCCGUGUACAUCCCCGUGCCCGUCGCCCGCGCCGCCCCCGCCCCCUGCGCCGCCCAGGUCCAGCAGGAGCGCGUCAUUGAGUACGUGUCCGCCCCCACCAAGAGGGUGGUGUACCGUCCCCAGGUCGUGGUUGACCGCCUCGCCCCCGCACCCGCCCCCGUGUGCACCUCCUGCUACCGCCCCUCUUCCAACUGCGGCUGCAACUGAGUGAGUGUGUGUGUUGAGAGUGGGUGGGUAACCCCGCCCGCUAUAUCACCUCUUCCGAGAAUAAAAUCAAAUGAAACGAUUUAA
Molecule: messenger RNA, 676 nt
Organism: Frankliniella occidentalis (western flower thrips)
Lineage: Eukaryota; Metazoa; Arthropoda; Insecta; Thysanoptera; Thripidae
Product: translation initiation factor IF-2-like
Exons: 2
Coding region: 17-592 (191 amino acids)
Source: RefSeq, a predicted model, not a curated record